Messenger RNA from Chionomys nivalis (European snow vole), 1820 nucleotides. It is a transcript of the gene Saxo3, whose product is annotated as stabilizer of axonemal microtubules 3. The transcript has 5 exons. The record is from RefSeq and is a predicted model, not a curated record. NCBI's taxonomy places the organism in Eukaryota, Metazoa, Chordata, Mammalia, Rodentia, Cricetidae. The coding region runs from base 20 to 994 and encodes 324 amino acids.
UUCCGAGAGGGUGAGAACCAUGGCAGGCCGGACCCUAGCUCUGCGAUAUGGACCUCCUUGGUCCCCCAUUUCUGAAACUGAGGUUCCUGGAACCUGGCCCAGCUGGCAUCUCAUCAGCAGCGGGGUCGCCCACCACAGGAUCCCACCAGCACCCUUUCCUCCGCCCACUCUGCAGUCUACGGUCCUGGCACCCCUGCCCGCAGCCAUGAAGCACGACCCACGCCUCUGGGCUUUUGACGAAGUCAUCAGCAGAUGGGAAACCACAUCGGGCUCGGCAUACACGGCCAAGACUCACGGUGGGCCCUGUGCUCAGCCCAAGGUCGCAGAGCAUGAAGACCCUGGGCGGUCACUAGGGAUCAAGUCUUUGGCCGAGAAGCUAAGACGCCAUCAGGGUUUGGGUGUCCCCCUGAACACAAAAUACCAGAUCAGCGAGAUGAAGGCACAAUACACGGGCUGUCCAGGUCUGGACCAGAGUGCCCCUCUCUUUGCGGAGCCCCAACCCCUGGAGCUCGCUGACCACCACCGCGGGGGGCCUUCCCAGGCCCUCAUCCCCUGGACAAAGAACCCAGAGCUGGCUGGUCAGCCCUUUACAGUGAGCAAGAUGGGUGUCCUGGACCGCCUCCAGCCCUAUCUGACAACCUCUGCACGUGACUUCUCAAGGAAAGAGCUGCCUGGAUAUCCUGGCCAGAAAACAAUGACUUGCUGGAGCUGUCUGAAGAAGCCACAGGCUUUCAGUCAUGGUGGUCCACCGAGGGAACGGCUAGCCCGUGCACGCCCAGUACCACCAGCUGUGCCAUACCUGGGGGCCCUGCCUUUGGCCCAGGAGUCCUACGGGCCCUCAGUGCACCCGCUCCGCAGGCUGGACCACUUUUGCCCACUAGAGGCACCCUGGGGAGGCCCCCACCAGAAGCCAGUGCCUGGCAUCCACAGUGUGCCCAAGGCCUACUGCACCGAGAACUCCCGCUAUGGGAGUGCCAGGGCAGAGCUGGUGUGAGCAUGUGGGCCUCACCCACAGGCAGACAUACACUCCAGCAUCGGAUUUGUGGGUGGGUUGGCCAUACCCCACGCUUGCAGAAAAGCCUCCUCCAUGCGGAGCUUAGUAAUCAAGGAGUUUUACAGCUGAAAUCACACCCACGUCUGGAUCCAUGCAUCCUGAUUAGGGAGUCGGGUGAGGGGCGGUUGCUCCACUUCUGGUUGGAAGUGUCUGGGUAUAGUAAAUUUGGAGGCCCACUUGGGGCAGGAGGAACCUAACGCUGAAGCUGUUCCUUUUUGUAAGGCUGCACUGAGGGACCCAGCCAGCAGCCUGCAGAGUUCACCUUUUUCUCCUCCUGUGAUGGGGGUGAAGGGCCCAAGGGUCCUUCCUGCACUCCCAACAUUGGCUAGGCUCAGACACCUGGGGUGAGUGUGAGGCCAAUCAGUGAUGGUUCCCUCACUUCCCUGACCUUGUCUGUCUCUCGCCCCCAAAGAGAUUAGUGUCUAGGUUACCGAAGCCUACAGUCGCUGCUUGGUGGCCUUGCCACCCCCACAACCCGCAGGUAUAAAGUUAGGUGACCGAGGUAGGGAAGGCAUCAAGAAUGGAGAGGCUCCAGGUAAGAGUAUAGGGCCCUGGCAUCUCCCAAUCCCACCAGACCCUAACUGGUAGAGAUGUACAGUCCUAUGACCUAUGGGGGGUGGGGGUGUCCUGACUGGUGGACUCCAAGAAGGACAGAAACGGAAUUGAUGGCAGGUCCUGAAGGCCAGGAUCAAUACGAUACUGAGUGGGUCCAGAGCCUGGGGUGGUGAAUCCAGGGCUAGACUGAGUCACUGGCUGUGUCCCAGGG